ACUUCCCCUGGCCCUCACGCUGUGCUCCUGGUAGUCAGGCUGGGCCCGUACACAAAGGAAGAACAAAAGGCAGUGGAGAAGAUGCUGUCAAUGUUUGGAUCCAAAGCUAGGAGAUACAUGAUUCUCUUAUUCACCCGGAAAGAUGACUUGGAUGGCAUGGAGUUCCAUGAUUACUUAAAGGAAGCUCCAAAAGGCAUUCAAGAUCUGAUGGAGCAGUUCAGGGGUCGUCACUGUGAGUUCAACAAUAAGGCGACAGGGGCUGAGCAGGAGGCUCAAAGGGCACAGCUGUUGGAACUGGUCCAGCACAUGGUGAAGCAAAACAAGGGAGGAUGCUACACUAAUAAGAUGUACCAAAAGGUGGAGGUGGAGAUUCAGAAACAGAUUCAAGUGAAACAAGAAAAAUACAGAAGUGAGCUGGAGAGAGAGAAAAGGCAGUUAAGAGAGGAAUAUGAAGAAAAAUAUAGAAAGCUAGAGUCUAAACUGGAGCAAGAAAAGAGAAAGGCAGAAAUGGAGAGGGAAUGGGCAGAAAGGGAGAUUUUCCAUCGAAAAAGGCUGGAAGGAGCCAGAGAUGAAGUUGAGAGUGAGCAAGACAUAGUUAACACAAUCUUGAGCAUAUUGAAGAUCUUUUUGUCUGUUUUAUCAUUUCUAUUCAAGGAAGAUUAAGCUUUUUGAAAAUCUAUUUCCCGCAUAUUUUCAAGUGUUCCUUCACCAUGUAACUGAUUCAUCAAAGUCAGAGUUCUCUGUUUUUGUUUCUCAAAUUCUCAGGACUGGGGUGUUUAGUAAAGUUUCUUAUUGCAAUUGGUAGAUAUCUGUUUGAUUUAUUUAACAGGGAUGAGACAAAAUUCCAAAGUAGAAAGUAUAGAUGCUCCCUAUCUUUUGAACUCUUUCUUAGAGACAGAGAAAGGGAAUACAGGAGACCAAAAGACAAUGAUUCUGUAGAGUAUUUCUAGAUUGGCACAUAAUCUCCAACGGUGGAUUCUACUCCACAUUUUUGUUUUAGGGAUGACAAUGAUCUUUUUACCCAUGUGGUUAAAGAAAUCAAUUAUUUGCAUUAGGUAAUGGAUAGCUAGAAAUGCUUAUAGAAUUCUUUCUAAAUGAACAUAAAUUCGUUGAAUUACAUUCUUUAGAAGGACUGAAAUAGUUCUUUAUCAUCUGCCCACUCAAGAAAAAAGAGUUGUCUGAAAAACAGAUUUCUCAGAACUCAACUAAGUGAAAUGCCAGAAAGAGUAAAAGACAGAGAUUCAACAGCUAAGAGAACAAUGUUCAGUGUAUUCAGAUGUUUCUGUAGAAAGUCUUUGAGCAACCUCAAGGUAACCACUUUUCUGAAUAACUAGUUCUCUCCUUUUCUUGUGAAAUUAACUGUUGCCACCGCCCUCCAU
This is a messenger RNA of Myotis brandtii (Brandt's bat), 1379 nucleotides long. Its product is annotated as GTPase IMAP family member 4. Gene Ontology annotation, molecular function: GTP binding. NCBI's taxonomy places the organism in Eukaryota, Metazoa, Chordata, Mammalia, Chiroptera, Vespertilionidae. The transcript has a single exon. The record is from RefSeq and is a predicted model, not a curated record. The annotation marks the transcript as partial.